Molecule: messenger RNA, 7531 nt
Organism: Balaenoptera acutorostrata (minke whale)
Lineage: Eukaryota; Metazoa; Chordata; Mammalia; Artiodactyla; Balaenopteridae
Gene: RIPOR1
Product: RHO family interacting cell polarization regulator 1
Exons: 22
Coding region: 3073-7026 (1317 amino acids)
Source: RefSeq, a predicted model, not a curated record
GUGGGUGGCUGAGUAGAUGUGGGGGUAACAGAGGCUGAGGGAUCCACGAUGAUUCCUAGUUUCUGUCUUGAACAACUGGAUAAAUAGAUGGUGGGGCUGUCGUGGAGAGGUCAAGACUGGGGAGAGUCAGGUUUGAGGAGGAAAGUGGUGACUUUAGUUUGGGGACUUCAAACUUAACACAUCCCUAAUAACCCACUCCACAUUGUCACUCAGCUUCCAGGAGGUAUCAAGCAGGCAGCUGGAUAAACAGGCCUGGUGCUCAGAAGAACGGUUUGGGCAAGGAAAAGAUAUGGAAGCUGGCAACAUUUAGAUGGCAUUAAGCUGUGGGAGAUGUACCCAGCCCAUGAGUGGGGAGGAUGAGGCCCAUUCGGGGAUGGGGAGAAAGACAGAUCCUCUGGGAAAAUAAGAUGUGCAGCCAGAGAGAUAGGUGGAAAGCCAGAGGCAUGUUGCCUUUUGAAAUCCAAGACAAGGAAAGGCUCAAGGAAGAGGAAGAGAACUAUACAGUGAAAAGCUUUGCUGAGAUCAAGCAGGAUAAGGACCAAACAUUGGACACUGGAUUCAGCAAUGGGGAAGUCACUGGUGACCUUGUCCCGACCAGUCAGGGGAGUACUGGGUACAGAAGCUGGACCAGGAUAGGAAGAAGAGUGGGUGGGUUUAGAGAGGAAAUGGAGGUAGACACCUCUUCAAGAAACUUGGCUCUAAAAGAGCCAAAUAGGGUGAGGGGUAGGGUAGCUAGAAAGAGACUGGGAGUCCACAGAGGGGUCAUUUCUUUUUGUAGUUAUUUAUUUAAAGUUAACUUUAUACUGAAAUAUAAUAUUCACACAGAAAGGGUACAUGUCCUAAGUGUACAGCUCACAAGACAUUUUCACAAAGGAACACACCCAUAUAGGAUCAGGAAAUAGAACCCAGAUUAGGAAACAGAACAUAAUCAGUACCCUGUCAGCCCCCUUGUGCUCCCUUCCAGUCACUACUCCCCAGGGGUAGUGUCACUACUAUUAAUAGUCACUACUAUUCUGACUCUGUCACCAUAGAUUAAGUUUAACUGUUUUUGAACUUUAUAUCAAGGAAUUCAAACAUAUAUCCUCUCUUGUGGUCUUGCUUUUUUCACUCAACAUUAUGUCUGUAGGAUUCAUCCAUAUCGUUGCAUGCGGUUGUAUAUUGUUCAUUCUUUUUGUUGUAUAGCAUUGCAUUAUCUACUGAUGGGCAUUUGGAUAGUUUCCAGGGUUGUUUUCAUCUUUUAUGUGGGAGUGACUUGAGCUUGUUUGAGGCUUGUGGAGAAAGUUUGCAACACUCAUCUUCCAUGGGAAGGGAGAGAGAUGGCUAAGGUCACACAUGAGGAUUUCCCGCAUGGGAAACAAAAGCCUGGCUGAGGCUGAGAUUUGCUCUUUUCCAGCCCAGCUGCUGUGCCAAGACCUCUGGCAGCUCCCGCCAGCCUGUGCACAGGUGCAGAGAAGGCAGGGGGUUGGGUUGCCCAGGGCUGGUUUCUGCCAGGUAAGAGAGAAGCCCAGGGUGCUGGGGAUAUUGGUAGCAGGCGAGCAAGCUGGAGUGGUGGCUGCAGAUCCAGGCUGGGGAGAAGGGUGUGCAAGGAAGGUAGGGAAGAGAAGGUAGGAGGGAACUGGCAGAGAGAAAGGAAGCAGAGGCGGAUUGUGAGCUCUGUGCAGGGCGAUGUCUGUGCAAUUCCGGCUGUUAUCUCCAGAGACUUGCGUAGGGUUGUCACUUAGUAAAUAGUUGAAUAAAUGAGCUGAGGGCUCAAGAGGUCACAGGUAGAAGGCAGGUGAAGUGGGGGUGAUGGAGAUGUGGUUCUGAUUUAGGAAAGGGGCAUUCCAGAGCCAGGUGAUGAGACUGGGGUGUUCUCAUGGAGGGUGGCUGCAGGGAGCAGAGAGGCCAGUGUUGGGUGGGCAAUCCAUGGGAAUGCAUAGCUGCCAGCAUAGGGUGCACAGCACCCAGUCUUCAAGGAGGGAGGGGGAGAUAGCAUUUCUCAAACUAGGAUCCUUGGACAUCUUGCAUCUGAAUCUGUAAGGGGGUGGUGGGCUGGUUGGAAAUGCAGACCCCUGGGCCCACCCCAGCCUCUUGGGGAAAAAGUAAGCCCAGUGCAGCAGAAUUGAGCAUGGUGGCUAUGGUGGCCUUUAUCCAGGCUAGAGUUGGAUAGGGAUAGUCAAUGAAGAGAUACUGGGGGCAGGAAAGGGCCAACACCAAGGGGAUUCAGUCCAUGUGAGGUGGGGGCCAGAAGGAUGGGGCCUCUGCCCUAGGAUGCAGCUUCUGCCAGAGAGAAGGGCCUGAUUGGGCAGUGGGACCAGAUCCUCUACCCUGUGGCCUGGGGGUAGAGAGGGUGUCCAGACUGAGCAUCCCCUCUGAGGGUGGAGGGAUGGGGGUGGUGCAUGGUGCUAUGGGACUCUCUGCACCCAGCUGCUUCUCUUCCUUCUCUCGGCUGCAACACAUAAUAUGGGGUUGAUCCAGUCCCCCACUUUUAGCUCCUUCUCAGCCUCCAAACUCCCUCAUGCUCAGGGCUUCUCUGCCGUCCUUUGGCACAGUCCCUCCACUCAGCACCCCCAGCCCUUCCUUCCACUCUCUCAGCCCCUGCUCUCUAGCCUUCACACACUCAGAACCCCAACUCUAAGCCCUCUGUGUCCAGCUCUCCCUCAGCACCCCUCAACAGCCACUUCAUGAGGCCCCUGUGCUAACUGCACCCAAUUCAGCCCUACCCGGUGUCCUCACUCUGUUUAUCCCUCCAUAUUCACCGCUGCCCUCGACUCCCUUUACCCACACUCCUGACCCAGCCGAGAAGACCCCCGUAAGUCCCCUGCCUGAGGGGAACCUCCAGUCACCCCUCCCAGAGGCUGGGAGGGGGGCCAAGGGCCCGGUGCCCCCGUGGUCCGGCUGGUCCCGCCCCAUCCCGGCGGGCUGAGUCAGGCGGCAGGAACUGGGCGGGGGGCGGCGCCGGGAGGAGCUGAAGCAGGAGCCAGAGUCGCUGGGAGCGAGCGCGGAGCCCAGACCGGCCGGCACCGAGUGGCCCUGGGCCGGCGGGGACACGGGGGGCAAGCGCGGGGCUUGGAGGGCUGUCCCGGACCUACCAUGAACUCCAAGAAGAGAGGGAGCCCCGCGCGGACUCGUUCCAUGAUGUCCCUGUCGGUGCGGCCGCAGCGCCGCCUGCUCAGCGCCCGGGUCAGUAGGAGCCAGUCCUUCGCAGGCGUCCUCGGCAACCAGGAGCGGGGGCCCAGGAGCUUCCCAGCCUUCAGUCCCCCGGGGCCCCCACGGAAGCCCCCAGCGCUCUCCCGAGUGUCCAAGAUGUUUUCAGUGGCGCACCCGGCCCCCAAGGUCCCGCAGCCUGAGCGGCUGGACCUGGUGUACGCGGCACUCAAGCGAGGCCUGACGGCCUAUUUGGAAGUGCACCAGCAGGAACAGGAGAAACUCCAAAGACAGAUAAAGGAGUCCAAGAGGAAUUCCCGCCUGGGCUUCCUGUAUGACUUGGACAAGCAAGUCAAGUCCAUUGAACGCUUCCUACGACGGCUGGAGUUCCACGCCAGCAAGAUCGACGAGCUGUAUGAGGCAUACUGUGUCCAGCGGCGUCUCCGGGAUGGUGCCUACAACAUGGUCCGUGCCUACAGCACCGGCUCCCCAGGGAGCCGUGAGGCCCGGGACAGCCUGGCCGAGGCUACUCGGGGGCAUCGGGAGUACACAGAGAGCAUGUGCCUGCUGGAGAGCGAGCUGGAAGCACAGCUGGGAGAGUUCCAUCUCCGGAUGAAAGGGCUGGCCGGCUUCGCCAGGCUAUGUGUGGGCGAUCAGUAUGAGAUCUGCAUGAAAUAUGGGCGUCAGCGCUGGAAACUACGGGGCCGCAUAGAGGGUAGUGGAAAGCAGGUGUGGGACAGUGAGGAAACCGUCUUUCUUCCUCUGCUCACAGAGUUCCUGUCCAUCAAGGUGACAGAACUGAAGGGCCUGGCCAACCAUGUGGUUGUAGGCAGCGUCUCCUGUGAGACCAAGGAUCUGUUCGCUGCCCUGCCCCAGGUUGUAGCUGUGGACAUUAAUGACCUUGGCACCAUCAAGCUCAGCCUGGAAGUCAUGUGGAGUCCCUUUGACAAGGAUGACCAGCCCUCAGCCGCUUCUACUGUCAACAAGGCCUCCACAGUCACCAAGCGCUUCUCCACCUACAGCCAGAGCCCACCAGACACGCCCUCACUUCGGGAACAGGCCUUCUAUAAUAUGCUGAGGCGGCAGGAGGAGCUGGAGAAUGGGACAGCGUGGUCCCUGUCAUCCGAAUCUUCCGAUGACUCCUCUAGCCCACAGCUCUCAGGCACUGCGCGCCACUCCUCAGCCCCCAGGCCCCUGGUGCAGCAGCCUGAGCCUCUGCCCAUCCAGGUUGCCUUCCGUAGGGCUGAGACCUCCACUUCUGGGACCGUGGAUGAGGAGAGGGCCAUGGCCCCAGCCCUGGCCAAUGGGCAUGCCCCCUACAGCCGGACUCUGAGCCAUAUCAGUGAGGCCAGUGUGGAUGCUGCCCUGGCUGAGGCUUCAGUGGAGGCUGCAGGCCUAGAAAGUCUAGUCCAGGGACCCAGCCCACCUGCACCCCCAGAUCCCACACAUGGGGAGCACCCUAGUCCUGUCCUUUCUGCCCUGGACCCUGGCCAUUCUGCCACAAGCCCCACUCUCAGUACAACAGGCCCCGCCCACACAUCUACAGACCCUGCCCCCUCUGCACACCUAGACUCAGUUAACAAGAGCAUAAAUUCUAGCUCUCCUGAAUUGCCAGACCCCACCCACACCACUACAAGCUCCACCUCUAGUGCCGUAAGCCCUACCCAUAGUGCUCCAAGCCUCACUCACACUACCACAAGUUCUACCCACAAGACUGUGGUCUCUACCAUCACUAUUACAGGCCCUACCCCCAGUACCACAGGGCCAGUCCAGACCACCACAAGUCCCACCCACAAGCCAAUGCUUUCUACCCUCACUCCUGCAGCUCCUGCUCCCAAUACUACAGACCCAGUCCAGACCACUACAAGCCUCAGCCACACUGUCACAAACCUGACACACACUGUCACAAGCCCCACCAGCAAGCACAUGAUCUCUACCCUCUCUACUGCAGGCCCUACCCCCAGUACCACAGACCCAGCCCAGACUACCACAAGCCCCACCCAUACUACCACUAGCACCACCCACACUACUGCAAGCCCUACCCACACCACCAUAAGCCCCACCCACACUGCUACAAGCCCCACCCAUACCACAAUAAGCCCCGCCCACACUACUGCAAGCUCUACCUACACCACCACAAGCAGUACCCACACUACUGCAACCCCUACUCACACAGCCAGGAUUUCAACUCACACCGCUACACCCAAUGCUAAGGACCCAGUCCAGAUCACCAGGAGUCCUACCCAUUCUGUCACAAGUCCCACCCUUAUGACUGUAAGCCCUUCCACUUUUCUAGACCUUGCCACGCUCUCCAACCCCUCUGCAAACACAGACCCUCCCCUCCCAGGCAUCGACCCCCUGUCCUGUAGCUACGCAGCCUCCACUUCCUGCACUCAGGCAGACCCCAUAGCCCUCAGCACCUCCCACCCAAGUCCUACCUGUUCCAGUUGGGAACCCCUCACAAGCCCUUCCCCAAAACUCCCAGAAGCCAUCCAUCAGAGCCCAAGUCCCCCUCCCUCACCCCUAGCCCCUGUGACCCAGCAUUCAGACCCUAGAGUGGCCAGGGCUGCCCAGGCCCCAGUUCCAGGGGCAGCUGGAGGUGCUGGGGACAGGAAACUGGAAGAGGCACUGGGGGCCCUAAUGGCUGCCCUGGAUGACUAUCGUGGCCAGUUUCCUGAGCUGCAGGGCCUGGAGCAGGAGGUGACCCGGCUGGAGAGUCUGCUUAUGAGACAAGGCCUGACUCGCAGCCGGACCUCCAGUCUUAGCAUCACUGUGGAGCAUGCCCUGGAGAGCUUCAGCUUCCUCAAUGAAGAUGAAGAUAAUGACAGUCCUGGGGACAGGCCCCCAAACAGCCCGGAGCCUGGGGCUGAGGACAGCCUCGACUCACCUAGUGCCCGACCCCUCAGCACGGAGUGUCCAGCUCUGGACACUGCCUUGGUCCAGCACCUGUACCACUGCAGCCGCCUCCUGCUGAAACUGGGCACAUUUGGGCCCCUGCGCUGCCAGGAGGCAUGGGCCCUGGAGCGGCUACUGCGGGAGGCCCGAGUGCUCGAAGCAGUAUGUGAGCUUAGCAGGCGAUGGGAAAUCCCUGCCACCUCUGCCCAGGAAGUGGUGCAGUUCUCGGCCUCCCGGCCUGGCUUCCUGACCUUCUGGGACCAAUGUACAGAGGGACUCAGCCCCUUCAUCUGCCCUGUGGAGCGGGUGCUCCUCACCUUCUGCAAUCAGUAUGGCGCCCGUCUCUCCCUGCGCCAGCCAGGCUUAGCCGAGGCUGUGUGUGUCAAGUUCCUGGAAGAUGCCCUGGGGCAGAAGCUGCCCCGGAGGCCCCAGUCAGGCCCUGGAGAGCAGCUCACCGUCUUCCAGUUCUGGAGUUACGUCGAAGCCUUGGACAGCUCCUCCAUGGAGGCCUAUGUGACCGAGACUGCCGAGGAGGUGUUACUGGUGCGGAAUCUGAACUCAGAUGACCAGGCUGUUGUGCUGAAAGCCCUGAGGUUGGCACCUGAGGGGCGGCUUCGAAGGGAUGGGCUCCGGGCCCUCAGCUCCCUGCUUGUCCAUGGCAACAACAAGGUCAUGGCUGCUGUCAGCACUCAGCUCCGGAGCCUGUCACUGGGCCCUGCCUUCCGGGAAAGGGCCCUACUCUGCUUCCUGGACCAGCUCGAGGAUGAGGAUGUGCAGACGAGAGUGGCUGGCUGCUUGGCCCUGGGCUGCAUCAAGGCUCCUGAAGGCAUUGAGCCCCUGGUGUACCUGUGCCAAACGGACACAGAAGCCGUGAGGGAAGCAGCUCGGCAGAGCCUGCAGCAAUGCGGGGAAGAGGGACAGUCUGCCCAUCGACGGCUGGAGGAGUCACUGGAUGCCCUGCCCCGCAUCUUUGGGCCCGGCAGCAUGGCCAGCACGGCAUUUUAAACUCCCCACCCACCGGCCCCCAGUGCCCCUUCCCCCCACAUUCAGGGCUUACCAGGCACUGGCAGGGAGGGUGAGGGCUGGCUCCAGACACUCCUCCCUCACAGACUCCUAUCAAUGAAAAUCUAAUAUAUUCUCCUUUUGUCCUCGGGGUGGGUAGAGUCAGUGCCGCAGUCAAGUGCCUCCCAGCCUCGGCUCAGCACACUUGCCAUAGAUCGGUGUCCCGGGCCUGGCCGUCCUGCCUCUGCCCUGCCACGUCCCUUGGUUUUGUAUUUUAUUUACAGAGUUUUACAGAAAAUAAAAAAGCAAAAUGCCUUUCCUACAUAGCCUGGACUGGUGCACUACUGACCUUCUGCUCCAGCACACUCUGGCUGUGGCCCUGACACUAGUGUGUCCACACUCCAACCGUGACAAUGCCAUGUGCUUUUGCCCUGGAAAUCCAGAUGGAAGAGAGCCCAGAGGCUGGAACUGGGCUUGGAAAAGAGGGCAGAGGAAGAGGGUGGUGGAG